Messenger RNA from Saccostrea echinata, 5972 nucleotides. RefSeq names its product zinc finger protein 318-like. Gene Ontology annotation, cellular component: nucleoplasm. Gene Ontology annotation, biological process: negative regulation of DNA-templated transcription; positive regulation of DNA-templated transcription. Bases 38 to 5425 code for a protein of 1795 amino acids. Gene Ontology annotation, molecular function: zinc ion binding; nucleic acid binding. The transcript has 8 exons. The record is from RefSeq and is a predicted model, not a curated record. Lineage: Eukaryota; Metazoa; Mollusca; Bivalvia; Ostreida; Ostreidae.
CAACUUCAGAGAUUAUUGAGAAUUUUUUUUACCAAGAAUGGUGUUCUCAGGGAGGACACGUGGUCGCGGAUUUGGUGCAAAAGGCGGGGGCAUCCAUGCAACGACUAGAAAAUCGUCAUCAAGUGUCGACAGAUCACGCUAUCGAGAUCACGAGCAUUCAAUGUCACCACCGCGCAAAAGACCGACUUCUGUAGAAGACCGUCUUGGGGCCAAGUAUCCUGAUGAAAGUCCAGCACCCCAGGCAGAAUCUCUGAGAAUCACAGUCGGAAAUGACAUUUUUAACAAAGGAUCAGUGGGAAGUCCUCUUUCUGAUAGACUGGGUCCUCCAGUCCAACAGUAUCAAAACCCAGACAGUAUAUUUGAACAGGAAAGAAUGUAUUAUGGGGGAGGAGGCAGUGAAGAGAAAAGGGAGGAUAAAUAUAGAAGGGAUUCUCCAUCAAGGAGGUACCAGUCUGAUUCACGUGGGAGGAGAGAUGAUAGGGAUAGGGACAGAAGGAGAGACAGUAGCCGGGAGAGGAGGGAUAGGCGGGGGAGUGGUAGAGAUCAUCACGACGGAGGUCACGAUCGGAGGGACAACAGGAGGGACAGUCGGGAUUACCGUGACCGAAGGGAGGAAAGCCGUGAGCGGCAUCACAGCAGCAGCUACUCCAGUCACUAUGACAGGAGAGAUGAACCUCUUGAUAGAGACUACCGUGAUCCAUAUAAAGGUGAACUUGAUAAAAAGUAUGAUGAAAGAUUCAGUAUGGAAAGGUUGGAUCCGCAGUAUGAAGAUAGACUGAGACGUGAAAGUGACAUUUAUGAUGACUUAUCUCGUGAGAGGAGUCAGGAGGGACAGAAUCCUCCAGGGAAUUUUUACGGGAGGGGAAGCUUCGAGUCUCUGACACAGCCGGGGACGCAGUCGGGAUGGAGGAGUCCCCCAAAGUCUGAGCCAACACCACCCACAGCAAAACCACUGAAAUCUAUUCUUAAAAAGAAAACAGACAAUGUGGCACCUCCGGUGGUGCAACCAACUGAAAUGGGAGGAGGUUCCUUUGGACUGCCUGUAGAAAGUAGACUUGGGCCACAACUGGGGCAAGAGUAUAAUUCUGGAAGACCUUCGCUUGGACACUCCAUGGACAUUGAAGAUGAAGAGAGAUUUCUUUAUGGAGAACCAGAAAAGAAAGAAAUCCCUCCACCAUCAUCACAACCACCACCCUGGUCCCAGCCAUUUGUAGGAGAUCAUUUCCAGCCCCAGACAGGUGGUAGGCAGCAGAAUAAUACUUUCCCAAUUCUUAGUCAGAGGCAGUCACACUCCCCACCCCCAGCCUACAUCCCAGAGGAACCCCUGGAGUCGGAGAGACAAUAUGAUUCCUCCGAUCUCCUGAGCAUCUUCACGAAGAGGCCCCAGCCAAGAGUGAUGGAGGAAACACGCCCCCCACCAGCACAGCCACAACCUACACAGCCACCACCCAUGCAGCAGCCAACUUCUUUUGCAGAAAGUGUGAGUCAGGAAGUGAAACAGCAGAAAUAUGAUCCUACAAUUGAAAACAUUUUAAAAUCUAUCGGUUUUGAUUUUGAAAUGUCCAAACGAAUGCAGGAAAAGGCAGGAAGUGAGCCCAAAAAGGAGGAGCUCCCUCAACAGUAUGGAAUUAACCAGACAGCCUCAUUCCUUGGGGGAGGGUUGUCUACUGAGGAGAUUGGCUUAAAUCUCUUCCCCAAAAAGAAACCGUCAGUUGAAACUUCGUCAUCACUUGAAGAUAGAGACAAAGGAAAUGAAAGGGCACCUUAUGAUGGGAGACAAAAAGAAAGCUUCGUGGACCAGGUUCUGAGAAAAGAUGCAUUCAGUAAAAGGGAUUUGUAUCCUCCUCCCCCAGAAUCUUCCACACCACAACCUCCAGUCACCUAUGUUUCAAGUUAUGCUCCAUACUUGCAAGGAUAUGCUGCACCUACUUAUACUGGAUCUUUUAUGCCAACACAAUCUGAAGCUGCUAUUUAUUCUGCUCCCCCAGUUGUCGACCCCUAUAGAUAUCCUCCAGAGUAUUCAAUGGCACAGUCACAGCAUGCUCCACCCGAGAGAGCAUAUACAGCAGAAAGAGCAUACUCAGCAGAAAGAACUUACUCAGCAGAGAGCCAAAGGGAUGCCAGUAUAAGUCAGGUGUCCCCAGGGUUACCAAAGGCUCCAGAGAAAUCUGUAAGGGAAAAUCUGACUACCAUAACCUUAGAAGAAAAUCUCCCUAAACCUCAGAAAUCAGAGCCUUUAUCAAAGAAGAAAAAUGCUAGACCAAAUUUAAGAGAAAUUCCAAAGUCAUCUGAACCAAUAAGAAGAAUCCCUGAAACUCAAACAAAAUAUGAUAAAUCUCCUGUUUCAACAAACAGAACAGUUUUACCUCCCAAAAGUGAAAGUGCAAAGAUGCCUCCACAAGGAACCAAAAGGCCAGCAGAAAAAGAAAUGGACCAAUCUUUGAUAAAUAAAAAGAGACAGGCAGAAAAGCUAUUAAAAGACAAGGAGGAAAGACAGAAACGCAUCCAAGCUCUGGAAGAAGAGUUAAGAAAACUUCGACGACAGCAGAACGAGAUCAUGCGCAAAAAGCGUCGUCAAAAAGAUGGCCACAAGGACCCGAUUCUUCUACAGAACAGUAAAUUACAGGAGGAAAUCGCAAUGCAGAUCUCCAAGCUGAGGAAACUCAGUGAAGGAAAAAGUCCGGAGGAGAUCCAGCCACAGCAAAAGAAAAUCAAGGUGGAAAAAGAGCCAGAAAAGGUGAAAGAAGAUGUGGAAAUGGCAGAGGGAAGUGAAAGCAAAGACAGAUCUGGAACUCCAGCUAUAAAGGAGGAAGUCCCAGCACCAGCAGUUGUCAAACAGGAAGUUAAACCAGAGACGGCAGUGAAGCAGGAAGAGAAACCUAAACAGAUGUCUUUCCAAGUAAAAGGAGCUCAGAAAACCAAAUACGAGUUCUUUGAUCCCGGAAAACACUGGUGCAAGCUCUGUAAUACUGUAUAUGACACGGCCACACUGUUCCUAGAACACACCCACCUGCGUCACAACAAGAAGUGGAAAAACACAGACACGUAUGAUAGACCUUGGAUUCCAGAUCAGAUGAAGAAUCCCCCUCAAAAGAAGAAAGGACAGAAAGUAGAAGUGGUGGCUCUCAAGGGACCUGAGUUCCUAUUCCCCACAAAUGGCUUCUACUGCGUCCUGUGUCGGGAGUUCUCGGGGGAUGUACAAUGUGCAGACUUUCAUCUGAAAACUGAAACCCACCUUUCAAAUUACCAGAAAUUUCUGGUGGACAGUCCUUUUUAUGAACAAAGACGGCAACUGGAUCGUGCCAAGGGCCUGGCUGAGAAACAAGAAAAAAAUCUAAAGGAGAAAGGAUCUAGACCUUUGUUUGGAAGAAAUCCCUCUAAAGAGAAGGAAAUAAAAUCCACAGAAAAAGCUCCGUCCAUCAACAUCGAGCAAUCCGAAAAAGAAGUGGAGGAGCUAUCGGAUGUUCAAAGCAACUCUCAGUCCAGUGCAGCAAAAAUAGCCAAAGUGAAACUGUCCUUAAAGAAACCCCCUAUUGCAAACCCCACACCCAAGCCAGAACCAGAGCCUCUUCCUACAAAGAUGGAAACAGAAGCCCCUCCAACACUGCAGACUCAGAACUCAGUGGAAGAAGCAGAGAAAAAGGCAAAUGGUGAGAAAAAGGAAGACGGAAAGAAAGGAAUAGAAAUUAAAAUCGCAAAUAAGAUUGGAAUUGUCGGGAAAGUCCCAGCAAAAAAGAAUGCCCUCCUUCCUCCCUGGACCCCUGUCACCAGACAAGAUCCUCUGAAGGCUGUUCCUGCAGCGGAGGCAGAAAAAAAUAAAUCAGCAAUGGAGAAGAAACAGGUGACAGCACAGGAUAUUUUAAAGGCAUUGCAAGAAAAGAAAGAACAGGAGAGAAAGGAAAUGGAGGAAAAGGCCAAGGAGGAAGCCCUACGUAACGUGAUGGAGAUUCCAGUCCCAGAGAUGCCGAGCAAAGAUGAGGAGGAAAAGCCCGGAGUUAGACAGGACACAAAACCUGACCUCAGCUCAAUACAGAUUCCCAUCCCAGAGACACCGAGCAAGGAGGAGGUGGAAAAGCCCAGAGUGACACAGAACUCAAAACCUGACCUCAGCUCAAAGGAUAUUCCUGUCCCAGAGAUGACAAGCAAGAAUGAGGAAAAGCCCGGAGAUACACAGAGUGCAACAGCUGACCUCGGCUCAGUACAGAUUCCUGUCCCAGUGAUACAGAGCAAGAAGGAGGAAAAGCCUGGACUUACACAGAACAUAAAACCUGACCUCUGCUCGACGGAAAUACCAAGCAAAAAGGAGGACAAGCCUGGAGUUAGGCAGGACACAAUACCUGACUUAAGCUCAAUACCAGUACCCAGUCCUCAGAAGCCAGAGAAUUCAAUUAUCAGUGAGGACAAAAAUGUAGAAAGUGACAAGGGUCAAGAGACUUGUGAUGUGAACAUUAACAACAGUAAAGAAAAUUUAGAAAAUAUUGUGAUGCCAGAGUCUGGACCAACAACAUUGGAGAAAGACCAGAAAAUUCAAACUGAUUCCUGUCCAGAGACAAGGCAAGAAGAAACUGUAAAAGGACCAUCAGAACUAAGUUUAGACAAAAAUAAGACACUUGGGGCUGAAAUCAGUGCAUCAGGUACAGUUCACAAUGUACAGGAGGCUGGAGGUUCGCAAGAAAAGGAAUCUUUAGCAGAAGUUAGCAGAAAAUCACAAAAAGACAAUCAGACUUCUAUUGCUGAGGUUUCAACAAGUCACACAGCUGUGGAAGUCACCCAGAUCAUUAGUAUAUCAGAAAAUGCUGGAGACGACACAGAAAAAGAAGAUUUGAACCAAGGACCACAGACAUGUGAAUCAGAGGAUGCAGCCAAUGAUGUAGAUGAUGAUAAAACCAUAAUUGACGAUGAAGAUACAAUGGACAAUAACGAUGUCUUAGAGAUCAGUGACGAUGACACUCGGGAUGGGGAGGACAAUGAAACCACAGCUGUGUCCCAGCAGAGCCGAUGUCGGCCGAUAGAGGACGUGAUUGAAAUCAGUAUGGGCAGCCUUGGUGAUGUGGUGGAAGUGGCUGUCGGGGGCGAGACUGACCAGGAUUUGGAGGGGGAUAUAGAGUGUGAUGUGGACCAGCUCUAUGGGGUGAUAGGAGGAGAAUCAGAAAAUCUGGAUGAUGUCUUGUCUGUGGGACAGGAUCGUGGAGGGGCAGGGUGCUUCUCGGAGUUGGGGGUGAAGCCGAUGGAUGUGGAGGACACGACGGAUGGGGGAGGGAUGAAUGAUGAGGAAGUGGGGAACAUUGUGGAUGAACUGAUGCACAGCAACGGCAUAGAAAGUGGUCUGAAGGAGUGGAUGUCCAACUUUGAUCAAGAGAGUGUCCUGAGCGGGACGAUGGGCAGCGACUUUGAGAUCGUAGAUGAAUGUGAUGAGGAUACGUGAGACGAUAACUGUGGUAUAAUUGUUACAAUGUUAGCUGUUGGCAGGGACUGUGAGUUGACGAGGACACGUGUGAUGAUAACCAUGGUAUAAUUGUUAGAUGUGGUGAUGACUGUUUCAAGGGGAUGUGAAAAUUUAAUCAUGGUUUAAUUGUUAUGUUGUCAGCUGUGAAGAUGAAGAUUUCAGUGUUUGAUUUGUUAAGUCCUGUGUUGUUAUGAUGUGAAGUAAGAGAAAGCCAUGCGAGGAUUACUCUAGUUGUCAGGCUGUAAGCUGUGAAGAUGAAUACAUGUGUUGAGUCGCAAGUUCUUAAAAGACAAAUCAUGUCUAUUUAGUUUAGAACUGUGAAGUUUUUAUAAACUAUUCAAUGAACUUGAAGUAUGGACAUUUUUUUAUCGGUGCUUCAUAAAAAUCUAUUGAUGGCAAUUGUGAUUAAAAAAUCUGAAAUCACGAAUGCCAUUUUUUACAUUGACUCAUCAUUUUCAUUACUUCAUUUUGCAUGUUACACCAGAAAUCCAUGAUACAUGUAAUAAUUGUCAUUGUUUUGUAUUAA